This is a messenger RNA of Nestor notabilis (Kea), 372 nucleotides long. Its product is annotated as potassium/sodium hyperpolarization-activated cyclic nucleotide-gated channel 2-like. The annotation marks the transcript as partial. NCBI's taxonomy places the organism in Eukaryota, Metazoa, Chordata, Aves, Psittaciformes, Psittacidae. The record is from RefSeq and is a predicted model, not a curated record. The transcript is spliced from 2 exons.
AUGUCCCUGCUGGUGACGUGCUCCUCAACCCCACAGGAGAUCAUCAACUUCAACUGUCGCAACCUGGUGGCCAACAUGCCCCUGUUUGCCAACGCGGACCCCAACUUUGUGACAGCCAUGCUGACCAAGCUGCGCUUCGAGGUCUUCCAGCCCGGGGACUUCAUCAUCCGCGAGGGCACCGUAGGCAAAAAGAUGUACUUCAUCCAGCACGGGGUGGUCAGCAUCCUCACCAAGGGCAACAAGGAGACAAAGCUGUCUGAUGGCUCCUACUUUGGGGAAAUCUGCCUGCUGACGCGGGGCCGGCGCACGGCCAGCGUGCGAGCAGACACCUACUGCCGCCUCUACUCCCUCUCCGUGGACAACUUCAACGAG